GUCGCGCGGCAGUGUCGGCGUCGAGCCGCCCCGGUCCGAGCGAGAGCGGCGCGUCCGGCCCCCGACGUGCAUUAGUGUAUUUGUGCCAUUCCAUCAAGUACUGUUGGCCGCUUUAAGUGUGUGUGUGAACGACUGAGGAGGGAAGAAGAUGCAGAAGAUUGUCCUGAAGUGUCCCAAAUCUAGGUUUUUGAAAUUUGAAACGUGUCGGUUUCUUGCUUCAUUGCAACGUACUCGUGUGUCGUCUUAAUGAGCGCCAUUCAACUUUUUUUUUUUUUGUGGUUUAUCGUAACAGUGCAGUGUACUUCGCAGCUCUUUCGCAAGUAUGGUGACGUUAGAAAAACUUUACUGUUGCGUAAUUCAAGAUAGUACGUAAGGAAUCGUGGUUGCCAGGUUCUCGAAUUAAGUAUGUUCAAUUAUGGGUUUGCGGUCUCUGGACUUUUUUUUUUUUUUUUUUUUUUUCAACUUUCGUGAGGUAGAGUAUUCGUUAUGCUUGUAAAUAUUUUUACAAUUAAAUUUUCGUUUAAGCUGUACAGACACAAAUAUCGCAGUGUUUCUUAACCAAGCCGUGUUUGGAACUGUUAAAAAUAAAUUUGUGGCUACAAGACUUCAAUGUUUAAUUUUGGUUUGUGUUUUUUUUUUUUAUGAAUUACACUUUACUCCGAGUAUUAACUCCUUAACCUCGGUCUGUUACAUUAAAGUUAAUGUCCUAAGUUUCUCGACUUGAUUCACGACAAUUUUGGCACUCGAACUGUUGGAUUUUUGGCUUCCUCGCAACACGGAUGUGACACCUUAGUGUUUACUCCCAACUUUUUUAAAAAACCAUAAAUACAAACCUUGCUCGUCAAUUAUUAGUGACGAUGAGAUUUGAGUUCCUUAAAUGUUGUCUCCGAGGGUGAAAUUUCUUUUCGAGUUGGCGAUAUCGGAAGUCGACUGCCCCGCAAAGAAGCUUUAUCAGCUCGUGAACCACUAGACCUCGUUUCAGAAUUGCAUAAUUUAUGAUACUUUGCACUGAAUGGAAGUGUGUGAAUUCAUCCAAAAUAACUUGACGCAGUAACAAGGGAUGAUUAAAACAUAAAAAUCGAAGAUGUCCAGUAAAGAAUCGGAACAAUGGAGAUCAUGUGUUUUCGUAAACACCCUCUACAGUGCGUGGUCAUUUGUGGUGUUUGCGUACGAGUGGACGUAACAAGCUAAAAGUGAUCAGCAUGUGAAGAUGUUUGCAAGACCAAUGGUAGCUCAGGAAUGGUCAGUGCAUGCCCAGCUGACCAUCUCCCAUCAGAGACCACCUGGGACUGUACCUCAUCCUAUAGCAUCCUCCACUGGAGUGACAUCAAAUGGAGACAAGGUGCAGAUGAAGUGUUCAUGGGGAACGCAGGCAGAGCCAACUUCAACCACCAACACAACUACUGCAACUACUGCAAGCAGGCCAUGCUAUGGAUUUCAGCGUGGCAACAUCCUUUUCACUACCCGUCCACCUGCACGAGAUGCUAUUACUGUUGCUUCUAGCAAACCCCAACCUUCAAGAGAUUCCGGCUACAGCAGCUCCCAGUUUUCCUACAACAGUCUUCCAACCCGUAAGCCAGCGCAACCAUACAACAGGAGGUGCAAGAGCACCUGCAGCAUAGUGCUCAAUCAGACCACAAAUUCACGUUGCAGUGACCCUGUGUGUUAUCACUCUGCACCAUCUGCUGCAGCAUUAACAUCCGUCCCUGAAGCAUGUGAGGUGUGCGGAGGUGGACGGAGCCCCACAGCUACUCGUAGAGCUUCCCUUCUCAACACUUUCACCACUCAUUUCUGCACACGUGUUCCGGAGAAGGCAGCAGCAGAGAAACUUAGCAAAGAUGCAGCAUCUCAGACAUUAGAAGGCCUGCCACAGUCAGAAGAAAUACCAUUUCCAUCAGAUCAACCAAAGCCAGUGAGGAGAACACCUUACAACACUAGGAGUAAGACCGACUCCCAGCUUCUUGAAAUCCCAGCCUCCAGUGGAAGUAAACAAAAAGUGAGUAAAAGAGUUACACGAUCACCAGCAAAACUACGAGGCAAGUCCCCGAUACUUUCUGGUAGAAGAUCCCAAGGUUCUCAGUGUUCGGAUCUUGGAAAUAAGCAGAAACCUCGAACUGUCCACAUAGAUGUUUAUUGUACUGGCUCAGAAGAUGCAGAUGCAAGCAGUUCAUCAGACUCUGAUACUGCAGAGGAGGGAGAUUCUUUAUCUUCUCCUCAGACAGUAUACGAGUCUGAGAAGUUCAGGGUCACUCAUACACGAGCCGGAAAGAACCAACUUCCCCAGUCUUACGUCGACCAGAAGUGCAGCAACAAAAAGGAAGGCUCCGUACUUCAUCGCAAAAGUGAGAGCUUCAAGUGUGAGUCGGUGAAGGAAUCUCCCGUUCCACGAGGAUAUGAAAGUGAUGAUGCUCCUAGUUCUGCAUAUCCUUCAAAACAAAGUUCUUGCACAUGGACGAAUGAUAAUUUCAGUAUUUCAAGUGAAAACACAAGAGAUCUUUCUACUGCAAUGUCAUCUUCCAGCUGUGCCAUGUCAGGUGAUGGUUACGAAUCUGUAACAGCAACCUCGUGGAAAGAUACAGGAACUGAUUUGGAUUCCUUCGCUCAAAGUACAGCUAGUCUUGCACAAAGUGAUAGUUUUGAGUACGCUGACUCUAUUGACAGGCUGAGGAUACGAGCAAAGGAAAAGGCAUGGGAGGAGUCCAAGUGUUGGCGCUCUCCACAGCAGGAACGCAAGUACUUGCUGCAGAAGGAAAAAUUAGAGGAAUAUCUAGAGAAGAAAAAAGAUGUGAUGCCAUUUCCUCUCUGGAAACCCGCCUCAUUGGAAGAUUCUGAAGAUGACGACGAGACAGGAGAUGCUUGGAGUAUUGGAGGAUGGGAUUGCUCUCAAAAGCAAGGGUCACUUAAGCGAGAAGAUACUGUAAAAAUGAUUAAUAAAGACAAAGUCUCUCCUGUAACUUCAGUGAGCUCUUCCCAUGAAGAUCACAAACAGCCUGUGGAUCCAACAAAAUCUGCUAAUGUUCCCAACCUCAUAGUUCCAGUGCUAAAUGUUCCAGUUUGCGACACUGGCAGCAUUAGUGAUUGUGGUCCAUCGCUUCAUAAACAUGUGCGCCGUACAAUUGGUCCAUUUGGGUCUAGAUCACCAUCUCCACCACCUCCUAAAGUUAAUUCCAGUGUCACCUCCCCCUUCUCAGUGUUUGGCAAAACAACAAACCAACUGCUAAUGGCUAGGAAGUUUGGUAACAUAGUGGGUGCAUUCCGCAAGCCUGGUCACCACGUAGGUCCCUCGAAAAAUCCAGAAUGUCUGUGUGAACAUUGCCGCAGGUUUUACGAAGAGUUGGGCCAUCGCACCCGCACCCGGUCAGUGGGUGACACACCUCAGGAUUCUCUUGCGACUUGGAGAGCAAACAGUGUCCCGACAAGUCUUCUUGUGGAACAGCGUGCGCCAGCCGACUUUGAUACUCAGUCAGAGGCCAGUAGCGUAGACUAUGAACUGUUAGAACAGAAAAUUGCACCUUGACAUUCACUCAAACAUUUUAUAAGUAGCAAAAGUUGCAAGUAUCUUGGGCUUUAAUUAACGCUUAUAUCUCUGUUAUUCAUAAUUUAUUAUUUAUGGUUUUAUAAUUUUUUCACUCACUAAAAUUAAAUUUAAUAAAACUGUAAAUCUAUUGUAAGUAUAAACCUAGUAAUGAUUUUUACUUGAACAACCAAAUAUCCCUGUUGAGAGAGACUUAAAUAUGUGAAUGGUAUCUAUUAUUCAGAUGUCAUUUUUUUGAGUUUGACUAAACGAAUCAUGAACUUAAAGUAUUCUAGAGUUGUAGCUAUAAAUGACUAAAUUUUUAUAAACUGCAGUUAAUAGCUAUAAAUGACCUAUUUCUGUUUUACAUUCAUGGAUUGAUUUAUUUAUUAAGCUUCAGUAAUAUGUUCAUCAUGAAUUUCUUUGAUCCUUAAUGUUAUUCUUUUAUACACACACACACAUUGUGUUGGUGAGUAAGACGUCUGAAAUAAUUAAUUUUAAUUUAAUUUUUAUAAAAAAUUUUGUAACUUUGUUUAAAAGAUUUACUGAGACCAUAUGAUAAAUGAACAAAGAGUGUUUCUUGUAUAUUCUUCUAUGUCAAAACUAAGUGGUCUGUCUAUCUACCCAAUUACGUGGCGCAGUUUCAUGUUUAAAACCAGAGGCAAUUGCAUAAUAAAGAAAAUGUUACUCCCAUGUGAAUCAAAACCAAUCUAUACUGAGUGUAAACCAUUAAACAAUUGUGAUAGUUCUUCAUUGUGCUACAUAAGCUAUAAAGCAGCCUGAAAAUUUACUUUAGUAUUUGUUUGGUUGAAGUGCUGAAAAGUAAUGUUUGCAAUGUUUUGAAAUCUUGAAGGUACAGCCCAAAGUAAUUAAAAGGGUAGAUUUUUCCCUGUGAAAAUCAAUAGUUGAUUUAUUUUUUGAUAAAGAUGUUUUGAAACAUAACCUUAUUCUACUUAGGUGGAAACUAUAUGGAAAUAUGUUAUCCUGUAUUAAUUUGAGUAUCUGUAACCAUCGUAGCAGUGGCAUAAUCUUAAUAAAUUUUCUCUUUGCAGCAUUAGUAAUGUAAUGGUGAUGUCUCCUUGCUUUGUUUCAUGUAUUUGGAAUUUCAUUUAGAGAUAGAAAAGUGGAUUGAAAAUUUUUGCUGCCUAAUAUGCCCCUGAUAGAAGGGUAUGGUGUGAUAUUCGCUCUACUUUGAUAGGUCUAGUUUCAAGUUUUAUAUUUGUGCAUUUCCUGCAAAUACACUUAGUAGCAGUUGUUUCUUUUUAUUAUUUAAUUUAACAUCUGGUUAACGGGAAGACAAUGGAGACAUGCAAUACCACAAUUCAAGGUAAUUUGAGGAGUGAAUCAGAUAUGGCCAUCUCUGCAUUUGCGAGAGUAAUUUAAGGAUAUCAUUGCGAACUAAAAUUAGGACGGUCAAAUUGGCAUUCAAAACUGAGUCGCGGAGAGUCCAACGCUUCCACACACUCACCUUGGUGAAUAGGUGGGCUUGCAAUAUGAGAAAAUUUUGUUAAAUCUGUUUUAACAGAUGUUACAUUCAAUAUAUUCCAUGUACAAAUAUUUGUAGGUAUUUAUUUUAUGAUAAUACUUCUGUUUUAAAUCACAUUUGAUUACCAAUGCAUACAAGUUCUACUUUUUAAAAUAAAUUAAAUUUUACAUUUUGUGUUAGAUUUAUAACAUACAUACUUUAAUGUUAUCAAUGGUUGGUUUGUUUUUCUUUAAUAAAGUUUCAAAUUUAUGGCA
Bacillus rossius redtenbacheri is the source of this 5254-nucleotide messenger RNA. Its product is annotated as mucin-5AC. The transcript has 3 exons. Lineage: Eukaryota; Metazoa; Arthropoda; Insecta; Phasmatodea; Bacillidae. The coding region runs from base 1211 to 3517 and encodes 768 amino acids. The record is from RefSeq and is a predicted model, not a curated record.